Alligator mississippiensis (American alligator) is the source of this 3521-nucleotide messenger RNA. RefSeq names its product ribosomal RNA processing 15 homolog (gene RRP15). Gene Ontology annotation, biological process: maturation of LSU-rRNA; maturation of 5.8S rRNA. The transcript has 5 exons. The record is from RefSeq and is a predicted model, not a curated record. Gene Ontology annotation, cellular component: preribosome, large subunit precursor. Bases 221 to 997 code for a protein of 258 amino acids. NCBI's taxonomy places the organism in Eukaryota, Metazoa, Chordata, Crocodylia, Alligatoridae.
GCAGAUUUUGCCACAGGGAAGCCUCCCGCCUCUUCUUGCCGGGGGCUUCUUCCGGGAGCGUAGAGCGAGCCGUCCCGCCCUACCCCAGCUGUUUCCCUCCCGUCCCUGCAGCCCUUUGCCCCGGGAGGCGGCGCAGCCGGAACCCCGGGAGGCGGAACUUGUGCGCCCGGGGCCGGCGGGGCCGCCCGGGACGGCUUCGGCAGAACGCAGGCCGGGCAAGAUGGCGGCCGCCAUGGCGGACCCACGUGGGAGCGGAGUCGCGGCCGAGGAGAGCGGUUCUGAAUGGAGUUCAGGGCUCCCAGAAGACAGCUUCUCUUCAGAAGAGGAAGCAUUAGAAGGUGACGAUGAGGAUGAAGCCCUCUGCACUGUGGAUGAAAAUUCAGCCAAAUCCAAGGCUGGUACAAGUACAGGUUGGGCAGAUGCCAUGGCUAAAGUGCUCAACAGAAAGGUCCCUGAGAGUAAACCUACUAUUUUGGUUAAAAAUAAAGAGUUGGACAAGGAGAGAGAGAAGGAAAAACAAGAAAGGCUGGAGAAAAAAAUGAAGCUUGAUAAAAAGCGGGAGUGGGAAAUGAUGUGCAGAGUCAAGCCAGAUGUUGCCAAAGACAGAGACAAAGAGAGAGAUCUUCAGAGAAUUGCCACAAGGGGUAUUGUACAGUUAUUUAACGCUGUCCGGAAGCACCAAAAUAAUGUUGAUGAGAAAGUAAAAGAGGCAGGGAAUUCCAAUAGAAAACGUGCUAAGCUGAUGUCUUCUGUUUCAAAGAAAGAUUUCAUUGAUGUACUCAGAGGUAUGGAAGGAACAAAAAGAGAACAGAAUAUUGCUAAGACAGCCAUAAAGAAGAAACAGGGUGAAGUAAAAUCUGAUGAAGGGCCAGCUUGGAAUGUUCUGCGUGACGACUUCAUGAUGGGAGCAUCCAUGAAAGAUUGGGAUAAAGACAGUGACCAGGAAAGUGAUGCUGCGCAAGACAACAGAUUAAGGCAAGAUAAUGAAAAUGACUAACGGAUGGGAUACUACAAAAGAAUGCUCAAGAUAAAAAAAAAUAUUAUCUUGUUACAUUACUUGGAUGUAAAGAACUCUACAUUCUGUGAAUGCACAAUGUUUUGGGGAUUGUAGAGAGACUUUUUUUUCAAUUAAAGCAGCAGCUUGCUUAGGUUUGGGGGUCAUUUCUUAUUAGCUUUGAACUUUUAUUUAACGUAACUUCGUUCACUGUACAGAAAUCCUGAAAUAUAUUUUUCCAAAACAUGUAUAAUUGUCAGCAUGUUUCCAAAACAUUUGUACAGUCAAAACAGUGGCACCUGCCCAAUGAAUGAUACCUUUUGCCAAGGUUAUUAAAAGUUUAUGUAUUAGUCAUGGCGGUUGACGUAUUAUUGCGCUUGCAUUUCCAAAUCAAUGUUGGACAUUUGCAAAGGUGUUAGCAAUUUGUAAUAGAAAUGACUUGCGAAGUGAUAGCAUUUUUUGUGUUUAUUGUGACGUUAUCAUUCUCUUACAGACUCUAUAUUAUGUUAACCAGGAAUUGUUUUGUAAAUAACAAAGAAAAGUAACUGUUAAUGUGAUCCUUCUGGUUUCUGAGAAUUGAUUUGAUUGGAGACACCAAUAGAAACUUAAUUUUUUUUAAGAAGAGAACGAUUCAUCCCUAUUGAUUGAUGCUACUUACAUCUUUAUAUUUUCCCUUUUUUGGUAAGGCUGAAGUUAAUUUCAGUAUUAGACAGGGAAAGCAAAAUUACUCUUUCUACUUUUUUAACAAUCAUAUAAAGUUCUAGUGAGUAAAAUUACUUGACUUGAUGUAUUGAUAUCUUCAUCUCAGAAAGUUGUCAGACCUAUGAGGUCAUUGUAGUUUUGGGGAUGAAUUUAGUUCUUGAUUAACUGGUAUUUAUAAAGUGCUAUCUGUGUAUAUUACAUCAAAACAUGUCAAAGAAGAGUCCUUUCUCUUUAUAUUAUUUGUUGUUGAAGACUGGAUUCUCCACUGGCAUAAACCAGUUUAUCUCUGUUGGCUUCUCUUCAGCUGUAUCAAUUCACACUAGCUGAUAAUCUGACUCUUAACAGGCAGUAAGUGCAGUGCAUAUGUAGAGGAAGGAGCCUCAUGGCUACUGAAUUUGAAGGAAGAGCCAGGGGACUGAAUUCUGUUGCCUCCCACCUCAGACUUGCCUUGUUUGGGUUAUGUCACUGUCUUUGUUUUCCCAUUUGUAAAACGGAGAUCACCCUUCAUGGCCAUUAAGCCUAAAUUCACUGAUAUUUUACCUUUUUAAUUUAUAGUAGUAGGUCUGUUGCUGUGGAUUUCUCAUUCACACAGCCAUCUUUGUAUCUUGGUACAUGUAGGAUUUUCUGAAGAGUGCCUUCACUAAAUUAAAAUAUAUAUUUUAAUAUUUGACUAUUCAAAACCUAGGUGAAAUAAGAAAGCUUCGUUGAUUUGACAUAAGCAAUCUACAAAUGUUAUAUUUGACCGAGGGGUUUAGAUUUAGUAAUCAGGGGAGGGGAUAUGUGUGUAUUACAGAAUAAAAACACAGUAUACAUAAAUAAGCUCCCUAAGCUGUGUCAGUUGUUCUUUUAUCCUGUAGCAUGUUCAUCUGGUAUAAAUAGCAUAACUCUUUGACGAGAGCUCAGCGCUAACAGGAAAAAUGUUUACAUUUUCAAGCUGGUUUGAGUGUUAAGCAUAUUAGAUAUCUAAAAAGACAUUAGUUUGUGGCCUGAUAUUUAUUAUCACAAAUGAAGGCAUACACCCAAAAAUAUCAAGUGGCAAAACCACAAAAGUUUGAGAUAAAUUUAUCCCAAAUUCUAAGGAUUAGAUAUCUGUAUAACGAUUAAACAGUUCUGUCAAACUAGUAGAAUUGGCAUCUCAUUAGUGCAAUAUAAAAAUAUACUCUAAGAGGUAAUGUAUUUUGAAUUGUAUAAAUACUGUUAGUCUUGCAUGGUAUUUCUCUGCUUCUAUAGAGUUUAAUUUUAGUUACUUGCAGCAAAGCCUGCAUGGUGACAUUAAAUCUAUUACUUUACUAGAGGAUAGUCAUUAGAAUUUUCUUUUCUCUUAAGGCCUGAUACUGAUGGUACAACAAAUACCUGUUCGAUAUCAACAGGAUCUGGCUCUGGUCAGUGCUGUGUUGAGAUCAAAUUCUUGAAGAUUACUUUUCCUACCAGAAAGUUGCCUUAGAAACUGCUGUAUAAUUUGAAAUAACUGUAAACUUUCUCAUGCUUCCAUAAUCUUUUGCCAGAUUGCAAAAUUUGUUUGUAUGCAUUUAGCUUUUGUGUUGAAGCUGUGACCAAAGCAUUGCGGUAGGUGUAAAUUAGCAUUAAGAAAAACAGACAGAGUUUUCAUAAACAGUGUGUCCCAAGAGCAACUGUUGGUUUUCCUUUUUUAAGAUUGCAGAUGAGUACUGUUUAAAAUGUGGUGCCAUGUCCAUUUACUGGUUUAAAUUCCUCUUAUCUGGAAUGAAAUAUAGAAAAAUCAGCUCAUCUCAAGGGUGUUUGAAUUAGUAAAUUACUGACAACCGUAUUGUCCAAGAUGCAAUAAAUUUGGUAUGUGUGAACUUCA